This is a messenger RNA of Suillus discolor, 823 nucleotides long. Its product is annotated as histone-fold-containing protein. Bases 180 to 491 code for a protein of 103 amino acids. Gene Ontology annotation, cellular component: nucleosome. The record is from RefSeq and is a predicted model, not a curated record. NCBI's taxonomy places the organism in Eukaryota, Fungi, Basidiomycota, Agaricomycetes, Boletales, Suillaceae. Gene Ontology annotation, molecular function: structural constituent of chromatin; DNA binding; protein heterodimerization activity. The transcript has 4 exons. Gene Ontology annotation, biological process: nucleosome assembly.
ACGUGACGUGCUUGGAAAGCACGAUAUAAGCGGGUCAUGUGAGGACCACAUGACACGUGACCGGUGACCACCGCGUAUCAUUGCGUUUACAGCUUCUUUCACUACUACCAUCGACUCCAGCGGUAUUCAAUCCGCCUCUAUACAAAUUUACGACAACCGUCACUAGUUAAUAAUACAACAUGUCUGGACGCGGAAAGGGUGGCAAGGGACUCGGAAAAGGCGGUGCCAAACGUCACCGGAAGAUUCUGCGCGACAACAUCCAGGGUAUUACCAAGCCAGCUAUUCGCCGUCUUGCCCGUCGUGGUGGCGUGAAGCGUAUCUCAGGUCUCAUCUACGAGGAAACCCGCGGUGUCCUCAAGAUUUUCUUGGAGAACGUCAUCCGGGACUCUGUCACUUACACAGAACAUGCUAAGCGCAAAACAGUUACUGCUCUUGAUGUCGUCUAUGCGCUGAAGCGGUCAGGGCGCACGUUGUACGGUUUCGGUGCAUGAUCAAAGUAUUGUUUCCACUCGCCACGCAUAUGUACCAAUAGUGAUUUGAAUACCUCUUUCGGUCUGGUCAGUGUAGCCGUUUACCGCGUCCUUUUAGAGAUCCUUUGAUUUUGAGGCAAGCUCGUUCGGUUGUUGUAUACUUUAACUUACAGAUAGGGUCAUCUUGUAUCCAGCAGAUGACGCUGUGUUGUAGAAUAUACUGCAACCAUCUGAUUUUAAUUCAUCUCAGGUGGUCCUUUCACGUGGCAGCCCGGUGCGUAACCAGCACUUAAAAAGAGUACCGCUGGAUACAGCUGGAUACAUAUGAUUAAUUCAUUGAUCAUCCGCUAUCA